This is a messenger RNA of Vicugna pacos (alpaca), 3791 nucleotides long. Lineage: Eukaryota; Metazoa; Chordata; Mammalia; Artiodactyla; Camelidae. The record is from RefSeq and is a predicted model, not a curated record.
CAGUCUCUGGAUCUUUCUGGAGCCAUGUCCCAUCGUAGUUCCUAGCUUGAGCUUUUUCAAACCCCAGGAAGAGAGUCCAAAAGGGCUAGCUAGUGAUUUUCCUGACUCUUAUAUGCUUCAUGGUCAAGAAAAUUCAUUCGUGUAACAGCCCUUCUACCAAAGAAGAAACAUCAAUUUGUGCUUUAAAAGUUUCCUCUUCCCCACUUCCUGUACUUAGAUUUUCAAGCAAUAACACCAUCCGCCUCAGAAGGGGUCACCCUGUGGCCCACGUGCUCCCCCUGCCAGCCUCGCCCCUGCCUUCAGUCAGUCUGUCCUGUGUUCCCUCGGCGCCAGACCAGGCCCCAUGCUGCUCUGGACGGCUGUGCUGCUCUUGGUUCCCUGCAUUGGGGAAACAGCCUGGCUGAAACUCCAAGUCUGGCCAAACCCCGUGUUUGAAGGAGAUGUCCUGACUCUGCAAUGCUCGGGAGAGAGGAACGCAGCCCUGUCCCGGGUGCAUUUCUUCAGGGAUGGAAAACCCUUCCAUUUCUCUAAGGACAACCAGCUUCUGUCCAUGGGGACGGCAACAGUGAAGAGCAGUGGCCGGUACAGCUGUGCUGGGCAGGUGACCUCCGGCCGACAUGUGAACAAACGGGCCUCAGGGACUGUCAUGGUCCAAGUCCAAGAGCUGUUCCCGCCUCCUGUGCUGAGCGCCAUCCCCUCUCAUGAGCCUCGUGAGGGGAGCCCCGUGACCCUGAGAUGCCAGACGAAGCUACACCCCAAGAGCCCACUGUGUGCUGCCCCAGCUCCUGUGUCCAGUCCUCUGCUCACCCUGAGACCCAGGCCCACUGGCCUCGCUGUGGGGUAUGGGGUGGAGCUCCUCUGUGAGGCCCAGAGGGGCUCCCCUCCCAUCCUGUACUCAUUCUACCUCAAUGGGGAGAUGCUGGGAAAUCACACGGCCCUCCGUGGAGGAGCCGCCUCCUUCCUCUUCCUGGUGAAGUCAGAGCAGGAUGCUGGGAACUACACCUGCAAAGCCGAGAACAGAGUCUCCGAAGAGACAAGCAAGCCUGAGACCCUCUCCGUGGUUGGUAGGUCUUGUCCCGCAACCGGCUCUGAGCCCAGCAAGCCAGCCGGGUCGGGGCUGGGGAAGCUGCUAGAGUCUGGUGCAGGGGGCAGGCACCGUCUGCCAAGAAGGAUCUCCCACGUUAAUAACUGUCUCCUGCCGCCAGGUCUCACCAUGACAGAGCCCUUGAUUGGCUUCCCACCACAAGGGCCUUCAGGGCACUUAGGUCUUGGGGUGGGAGAGCAGGUGGGUCCUUUUCAAGCUGCAUCCUUUCUUUCAGCUCAUUUCGAGAACGGGGAGGAUGCAGGGGUUGUCUACACUGCGGUACGUACAACCCCAAAGAAGAGCGAAGCCAUGCCUGCAGAGUCAUCCCAGCAGGAAGAGGACUUCUCUGUCAUCUACGCUGAGAUGAGAUGCCUGCAGCUCAGAGAGGUUCCAGCCCAGGGGCUAAACAGAAGCAGCAGGACCCACCAAGAUCCCACUGGUGACUACGAGGAGGUCCUCCGCCAGUGACAGCGUCCCCGCAACACACACACCCCUCCACAGCCUCCAGCGCUCCCCCAAGGUCAGGGGGCCCAGCCUCUUCUGUGGGCCCUCCAGUUCCCGAGCCCAGCAGCCAGUAGCCCUGUUGGUGGAAGGCAUCAGAAAACUCAGUUACCCUUGCAGGCUUCAAAAGACACAUGGUUGUAGAAUCUGUAAUUAAAGGUAUAUCAGUUUGUCUCGUGUGGUCCAUCAAUAGUGACCGUGGGCACUGCUGUAGUUAGUUCAGUCUGGGUUAUUCAAGGAGUAUGGACUCCCUGUGGCCCAGGCUGGUGAUAAGAGAGAUGAGGAGGACGAGGAAGAGGCAGGGAUGGGGCAGGAGAAGGGAAGUGAGUCCCAGUCCAGUCCACAGCCAGAGUUGUCCGUAAAGAACCGGUUACACACUUGCUCCUGCGAGGCUCUGGCCCCGUCUUUGCAGGCCCCUGCACUGGCCUCACAGAAAGUGAGGUCCAAGUUGCAGACACUGGGCUGCACCAGACCCCACCCACCUCUCCAGGCAAGAAGUCUGUGAUCAGAGAGCUCCUGGCCCCUCAGAGCUGCAAACAUCUCACAUUUCCCCUUGAGCUUAUUAGAAAUGCAGACCCCAGAACUGCUGAAUCAGAAUCUGCAUUCAAUAAGAUCUUCAGGCAAUUUGUAUGUGCAUUAAAGUUUUAAGAUCCUGGUCUACCUCCAAAAUACAGACAUCUUGAAGUAAAUCUUAGGAGCUUAAUUGCCUGUGGAUCUGCUCCGGGUGAAGACAGGGGAUGAGAAACCCAUGCUAGCGUCUUUUUCCUCACUUCUCUUCUCCCUUUUCUUCCUUCCCCUUUUCCAUCCCAACCCUUCCUCUUUCUUAUCCUCUCUCAUCACCAGUCCGUCGUCGGCAGCCAGAAGACACCGGGGUCCCCUCCCCUUUGCCUCCUGGACUCUGCUGGGAUGACUGAGGGGGGCACAGGCCAUCUAGAACCGCAGUGUCCCCACUGGUCAGUCAGGAAGCACCCCUAGAACCCACGCCUUUGCCACGCCCUCUGUAAAUGAGUCGCCCCCUUGAAAAGAGUCAAAAUGGAUACAAGACAGCUCAUGAAGGGAACACUGAUGAUGGGGACCAGGAAGGAGCCAGCCCUCCAGUCGUCCCCACAGACCCCCUCCUUCCUGAGCCUUCAUGCCUCCUUCAUCCCUGCCCCUACGCCCCUACACUCAACACGUCGUCCCCGCACAGGGGCUGUCUGUGAGCUGCAUUCACCAGUCCACGUGUAACAGGCAGAAAGCAAGAAUUUAGGAACUUUUAUAGCAAUCUGACAGAAUAAUUGUGUGUGUGUUUAAUAUAAUCAUAAAAAUUAGGACUUGUAUUUUAUAUAUCUUUUAAUUUUCUUUAGUAAUUUGCUUUUAUAUUAUAGCUCCACAAUGGAUUGGAAAUAAAAAAGAAAAACAGGUCCUUCAACACAGGUAGGUGAGAAGUCCUAUUUUACACGCACAAAAACUUGCCAGCUUGCUCUCACUCGCUCUCUCUCUUCCUCUCUCUCACACACACGGACACCCCACUGGCUUGGUCUCUCGGACACUCUGUUCUCUCCCCAGAUCCUUACUUCAUAAAAGAGUGAGCUGGGGUUUUUCAAAAUGAACAAUUACUAAGAAAAAGGAAAAGAGAGUCCCCCAAAGAACACGGAGAAAAUAGAGCUUUCAGAAGAAAGCCCACGUCCUCCAGCCCAGGCUCUCACUGGUCUGCCUGAUGUCCGCACACCCAGCCCCAAACCCCACCUCCAGUCCUCAGAGCAGGCGCCCGCUUCUGUUCCCAGAGGGCGCUGGUGGGCAGCGGCAGCAGAGACGCCGUGAAGGGAGAAUGGGGCUCUCACAGCUCUCCAGCGCCAGACCCUGCAGACCCUGAGGAGGGGUGCCACGGCGCCCAGCCUGCCCCCCUGCCCCACAGGCCUGCCACCAGCAGUCUCCACAGUCGCCAGGCUCUGAGCUGAGAAACCUCAUUUUUCUCUCCACGUCAGAGCUACAUGCACUUAUCCAGCAGGGGUGUGUUGGCGGUGCCUCCUCUUGAGACCUGGGCUCUGUGGGGGUCACAUCACCUACAGGAUAAGAGAAGAAAGAACUGCUUAGCUGGGAAGAGGAUGGAGAGGAGGCUGGCACUGCCCCUUUAAAGGGAGGCAGUAAUGUUACGGAAAUGACAGGCCAGCAAGAAACAAGCACCACUCAGAGGGUUGGAGUGCUCAGAUUUAUUAUGCUGGCU